Molecule: messenger RNA, 2625 nt
Organism: Hyaloscypha bicolor E
Lineage: Eukaryota; Fungi; Ascomycota; Leotiomycetes; Helotiales; Hyaloscyphaceae
Product: HET-domain-containing protein
Exons: 3
Coding region: 31-2490 (819 amino acids)
Source: RefSeq, a predicted model, not a curated record
CUCAUUGUAUAUACAUCAAUCGAUUGAACAAUGAAAAUGCCCCCCAUACCCUUGAUCGAGGUUCAAAAAUCAACCUUGGGUGCUUGCGAUGCCCACACAGCGUCGAUAAAUCUUUGCGACGUUUGUCAGAAGCUCGAUAUCCAAGAACUCCUCGCUCAAUCUGAGGCUCAGCCAUCAACCAGAGAAGAAACUGUACUGACCGGUCUUCUCUACGACUUCUUGGAAUACAAACCUGGGUUGCCCAAUUUCUUCCAGCAUCAAAGCAGCUUAGGUGCCCUGAAAGCAUCCGCGAACACUGGCUGCACGUUCUGCAGAUUGAUCUUCAAGUCAUGGUCAACAAGUGCGGAGAGGUCCGAGACGGUAGACAAAGCGAUUGACGAUGCUAGACAAGGCCAAUUGUUUAUUGGCACGAGUAGUCACAAUGUCUCCAAAGCCGAGAUGCCUAUCAUCAUUGUCACGCAACGGCCAGAUGGCCAAUCAUCUCGUACCUUGUGCACAUUUGAUGUCUUUUCUGAAAGACACUCCGUAGCUCGAAAAAUUUCAAAGUUUGUAGGAACGCCAGUUGCCCCUCACUCGGACUCGGAACUAUGCCGGGUGACAGGAAUGGAAUGGUUUCAAGAGUGCCUCCAUAACCACCCAGAAUGUGGCCCUGCAAGGUCAUUUCGCCGGCCCACGAGGCUCAUAAAUGUCGGAAGGAAGAGAAAUAUUGAUCCUCACAUUGAGGUGGACGAAGCCCCAAGCACCAUCUCCUGGGCAGCACUGAGCUACUGCUGGGGACCUGGUAUCGCCAAGUUUACUCUCAGGAGUGACACCUUCGAGGACUUCAGAGCCGGCAUUGCCUUGGAGAAAUGGCCAGCAACGCUCCGAGAUGCCAUCCGGAUUACCCAGAACUUGGGACUGCAGUAUCUUUGGAUCGAUGCGUUAUGCAUAUUGCAAGAUUCCGCCACCGACUGGCGGGUUGAAGCCGCGCGAAUGCAGGAUGUGUACUCUGGCGCUGCAGUCACCAUUAUAGCUUCCGAGUCCCCCUCCACCGCUGCCGGGAUCUAUGCUCCUCGGCCACCUUUCACGUGUGAACCCUGUCAGCUGCCGUUCCGAGAUAGUGGGGAGCAGUCCACCGUUUGGCUUCGACCAAGCUUUUGUAACGCAGUUGAUAUGUCAUACACGAAUCCACUUCAGAGGCGGAUUUGGACUUUGCAAGAGAGCCUAUUGGCGCCACGGAGCUUGUCGUUCCGUAAGGAUCAAGUCAUGUGGGAAUGCAGCAGGGGACGGUUUACGGAAGGUGGUCAUAUGGUGAUGAUGGAUCAUCUAUUUGAUAGCAAAGACUUCUUCCACAACAAAAUUUGGAAGAACAGAGCAAAUGCUGUAUAUCGAGGCCUGCAAUUUGGCCUCCUCAAGCAGGUAUGUGCGCUCGAGACGCAGAAAAGUCGAAUUGGGUGGUUGCCAAAAUAUAUGACAAGCUCAGGUUACAACAUGGAAAAUUCUUUGAAUCUGAACCCCUACUCUCGAUGGCAUGAGAUCAUCUUCGAAUACAGCAGACGAAACUACGCCAAGGAUACCGACAUACUCCCUGCCCUUGGAGGUGUAGCCCGUGCCUUUGCAGACAUAACGAAAGACAAGUACUGCGCUGGAAUGUGGGAGUCCGAGCUUUUGCAGUCUCUUUGUUGGUGGCGACAGGGCGUCCUGCUUGACAAGUCCAAGAAAAGAUUAUACGGGCCAUCAAACAUGGACUUUACGAGACCGACUGCUUACCGAGCUCCGUCCUGGUCUUGGGCUGGCAUCAAUGGUGGGCGAGUUACGAUGUCUAAUAUUGCUAUUAGUGACGAUAUUCCCAUCAAGAACAUCGCAACACCUGUCAAGAUCUAUCUUGAGCCUUUGGCUGAAGAUCUGUAUGGCCAGCUUAAGUCUGGCUAUCUUACCAUCAAGGGUUCUCUAUUCCCGCUAGGCGACCUGUCAGUAGAGUACUGGCGAAAUAUAUCGCCUUCCUGGGAAACAUACAAGAGCUUGCCCAAAAGCAACAAAGUGGACUCAGAGACUUGCAAAUACCCAGCCUUACAUGCAUUCACCGUGCAGCUGCUGAACGGGAGAUCCAACGCAACGUUUGAGUUCGAACAGCAACAUACCUCACACCCAAAUCAAAGAUUUGCCGCUUUCUUGAUAGCGCUUACAGAAGGCGUAUCAGAAGAAGACAAGAACGAGGGGAUAGAAUCUAUGACAGGAGCCGCGAAUCUUCUACUUCUAGAAUCAAUUGAUUCGAAAGACGGCGAAUAUCGACGUAUCGGUGUUGCUGUUGUGAGGAGGCCUGGGGAAUUAUCCGUUAUUGUCCCUGAGACGCGUGUAACUGAGACAAACAAGUGGAAGGAUCUCGGGGAUGAGCACUGGAAGAGGUUUGAGAAUGAGGUUUGUAUGCCAAUAAUUGAUGCGCUUGAGGCUAAGGCGUGGAUUGAGGUUGCUAAACACUCUCCAAAGAGAACAACGAUUCGAAUUAUGUAGCCUUUAGCCCGAGAUCAUUCAGGUCUUUCAGCGCUUUCAAUAGGAUUUGUAUUCUCUCUUCUCUCGUGAACUAUUCCCCAAAGUACUAGCUUUUAAGGAAAUUCUAUCAAGAGCACAUAUUACCAUUAUAAAAUC